AGGAGGAUCCCAUCUCAAACAGGUUGGAGGAGUUGGUUGUUUUCGUUGGACGAGACACUUUGAACAUGAGGAAACUCGCAUCUCCAAAGUUAAUUGCGUUCCUGGCCAUGUGCUGCUUUGGGUUUUUCUUCAAAAGCUUCAAAUCCAGUUACUUUGGCCCGAAUGGAGAGGUGGUGGAGAGCGGAGACGAGUUCGACGCGCCGGAUCGACAGGAAGAGGAGGUCAGGGGGGCGGAGCCUGUGGACCCAACCAGGAAGAAAAUCCAGGCCGUCAACAUGAGCAGCGUGGACCAGACUCUCAACUUCUUAGCUCGUCCGGACGUGCCCACACAGACCCCCUGGAAGGCCCCCAUCAUGUGGGAGGGCAUGUUCGAUGGAGCUGUGUACGAUAAAGCGCACAGAGAAGCCAACACCUCCGUGGCUCUCACCGUCUUCGCCGUCGGCAGAUACUUGGAGGCGUACUUGAAAAACUUCAUCAUCUCAGCAGAAAAACACUUCAUGAUCGGGAUUCCACUGACUUACUACAUAUUCACGGACACUCCCGAAGACGUCCCUGAGUUCGUCCUGGGUCCUGACCGCACCAUGAAAGUCCUGUACACCCAGGGCCACUCCCGAUGGCAAGACAUCUCCAUGAUGCGAAUGAAAACUCUAUCCCAGAUUAUCGACAAGGAGAUCAGCUACAAACACCCGUACGUCUUCUGCCUGGACGUGGACAGCAUUUUCGAAGCCCGGUUCGGAACGGAGGCGCUGGGCGAGUCCGUGACGGUUCUGCAUUCUUAUUACUACACCGUAAAACAAGAGGCUUUCACGUACGAUCGAAACCCAAAGUCGAAAGCGUACAUGGAGACUGGAGACUACUACUACCACGCUGCGUUGUUUGGAGGCACCUGGCCCAACGUCAAAGCUCUGGUGGAAUACUGCUACAACGGCAUCAUGGAGGAUAAGAAGAACAACGUGGAGGCGCUCUGGCACGACGAAAGCCAUUUGAACAAGUACUUCUGGCUCCACAAACCCACCAAGCUGCUCUCUCCAGAAUACUCCUGGGACGCGAUCUCGUUAAAAGACAGAAAGGACAUCCACGUGGCCAGAAUGAUCUGGGCCAAGAAGCGCUACGAUGUUCUGAGAGGAUAGUCGAUACCUUGCAGCUCGAUAUUCCCUGGGGGUGUGAUGCUAACUGGAGGCACUGCUCUGUCUGAAGCGCCGUUACUCAAGUUAGACUUUAAUCUUAACCAAAUCUGAGCAUAAAGAACUGAUUUACCUGGAACUACAAGUGAGAUGGUUUGUGCUGUUAAACAAGACUCUCACAUAACUUGGCCAACAGUUUUUCAGUUAGUCACUCUCUCUUUUUUUUUUUUAUUUUUUUAUCAAACUCAUGAAAAAUCCAAUCCAUGACAAAGGAAAAAUUCAAUUUGUCUACUGGACAAAAGACCCCACACUCUAGACCUAAAUAACUAACAUAAAAUGUAAACAAGUAGGUGUGUUAGUUUCAGAGUAGUUUCAGUGUAGUUAGCUCCUCCCUUCAGGCAGAUAUAAGAAAGUGUCCACCAGCAUUUUGACCAGAACUGAAGAAGCAGCUUGGAUGAGCUGAGAAACAUAUUCGACCAAAUAAACUUUUGUCCAGUUGACAAAUUGAAUUUCUCUUUUGCCUUUAAUCAAACUCCAAAACAAGAUCAUGAACACCACUCACAGGCUCUUAAAAAUGUGUUAUGACCUAAAUCAAAUUUUUUUCGAUCUUUUAAUGACAGUCUGAACAACACAGACUGUGCUCCUAAAACUGAUACAUAUCCGAUCUUUUGACAUGCGACUUCAGUCUGAACGGCCAAAGCGCAU
This is a messenger RNA of Boleophthalmus pectinirostris (great blue-spotted mudskipper), 1829 nucleotides long. RefSeq names its product N-acetyllactosaminide alpha-1,3-galactosyltransferase-like. The record is from RefSeq and is a predicted model, not a curated record. The transcript is spliced from 6 exons. Gene Ontology annotation, biological process: carbohydrate metabolic process. NCBI's taxonomy places the organism in Eukaryota, Metazoa, Chordata, Actinopteri, Gobiiformes, Gobiidae. Bases 66 to 1130 code for a protein of 354 amino acids. Gene Ontology annotation, cellular component: Golgi apparatus; vesicle; membrane. Gene Ontology annotation, molecular function: hexosyltransferase activity.